ACAGGAAGGCGGACAUGUUGGUCAGGCUGUGGGAGAAAAUCGGGCAUCGUCUGCUGUUUUUUUCCGAAAACUAACACAUAUCUUAAGCCCAUUUUUAUGCCUUCGACCUGAGAGAUGUAUCUAUGUGGACGGGAAACAGUCGACAGUCAGUGACAGUGCACGGGAUGUCGCGGAAGCACUGCCGUUAAACGUUGUAACGACUCCGUGUUUAAACUGAUCGAAAUUUGGAAGAAGCAGAAGUUUUUUUCCCACCACUUCUACUUUUGAGCUGUCAGAAUCUAUUGUCGUUUUCUGCAAGGACCUGGCAAAAUAUGGGAACGAGUCUGGACUAACAUAUCCGCAAACUGUGCUUUUCAAAAAGACAUUACAUUUAACUUUUAAUUGCCUUUUGUUUGGAUGCACCAACAUUUUAAGCCCUUAUCCUCAGUGGCAUCCUGCGGAGGCUGACUAAUCUGUCGCCGACUUUAUCUUUUGCCACUGAAGUUGUUUGCAAGGAAAACAUCUUUCGACUCUGAAAAUGUGGCUUUUGUACAUUCAACGCAAUCUUAAACGUUUCAUCGUCUGUGAAAGCUGCAGGAGAACGAUGUAUUUUCUUUGAAGUGCCGUGUAAAGUUCACCCGAAGAAAGGAACAUUUGGCUAGCUAGCUACCGCUGGCUGCUGCUAAAGCUAGCUAGCCAGCCUUCUGCCUCGCCAGUGAGCUGUUUUUGUUCACAAACCAACAUCGGGGCUGAGUUUAACAGCAAACAUGUCUGCUGGGGAAAGCAUGGCGGCUCGAUUUGAAAAAAUCGAUGCCAUGUUGAAGGACCCAAAGUCAGAAGUAAACACGGAUUGUCUUCUGGAUGGCUUGGACGCACUGGUGUAUGACCUUGACUUUCCUGCCCUGAGGAAAAACAAGAGCAUUGACAACUUUUUGAGUAGAUAUAAGGAAACCAUUAGUAAAAUCCGUGAUCUACGCAUGAAAGCGGUGGACUAUGAGGUGGUUAAAGUUAUUGGGAGAGGAGCAUUUGGAGAGGUGCAACUGGUGAGACACAAAGCCACGCGCAAAGUAUACGCCAUGAAGCUGUUGAGCAAGUUUGAAAUGAUCAAGAGGUCGGACUCUGCUUUCUUCUGGGAGGAAAGGGACAUCAUGGCUUUUGCCAACAGCUCAUGGGUGGUGCAGCUAUUUUUUGCAUUCCAAGAUGACCGCUACCUCUACAUGGUGAUGGAAUACAUGCCGGGUGGCGACUUGGUUAACUUGAUGAGCAACUAUGACGUCCCGGAGAAGUGGGCCCGCUUCUACACCGCUGAAGUGGUGCAGGCUCUGGACGGAAUCCACUCCAUGGGCUUCAUCCACAGGGACGUAAAGCCUGAUAACAUGUUGCUAGACAAAGCAGGCCACCUAAAACUGGCCGACUUCGGGACCUGCAUGAAAAUGAACAAGGAUGGUAUGGUACGAUGCGACACAGCAGUGGGAACUCCAGACUACAUUUCGCCGGAGGUACUGAAAUCUCAAGGGGGAGAUGGCUGCUAUGGCAGAGAGUGUGACUGGUGGUCAGUGGGGGUGUUCCUGUACGAAAUGCUUGUCGGUGAGUCAGACCAGAACGAUGAAACAGGAAGAGGAAGGGGAGGUCGGGAAGAAGUGGAUUCAAAUAUACGAGCGAGAGAACUUCAAGUAGGAUUCAAGAAAGAGGAAGAAGAAGAGCGGGGCGAGGCAUGCUCCGACACAGGUCAUACCGUGAAGAAUCUGCGGAUACAGGGAGAACAGGAGUCGAGCAAGCGAGUCCAGUCUCAGAACGACCUGAAGAGCCGCUCGCAGGAAGUGGACCGGCUGCGGUGUUCAGAGAAACAGGUCAAACAGGAACUCAACACGGCGAUGGAGAGCAAACGCUCGCUGGAGUUCCAACUGGCACAGCUGACCAAACAAUACAGAGGCAAUGAGGGACAGAUGAGGGAACUUCAGGACCAGCUUGAGGCCGAACAGUAUUUUUCUACGCUUUACAAAACUCAGGUCAAGGAGCUAAAAGAGGAGAUUGAGGAAAGGAACCGGCAGGUACAAGACACUCAUAAAAAGGUGCAGGAGCUGUGCAGUGAAAGGGACUCCCUGUCUGCCCAGCUGGAUCUGACGGUGACCAAGGCCGAGUCAGAGCAGCUCGCCCGGGCUCUGCAGGAGGAGCAGUACUUUGAGCUCAGCCAGGAGAACAAGAAGGCCACAAGUAGACAUAAGCAGGAGGUAGGGGAGAAGGAGUCUACUAUUACACGGCUUGAGGACUCCAAUAAAACUCUGACCAAAGAUGUGGAGAUCCUCAGCAAGGAGAAGUCGGACUUAAGUGAGAAGCUUGGCACUCAGAAUGAAGAGUAUGAAGCUCAGAAGGAAGAGAUUGCAAAUACAAUCAAGGCCAACUAUGAGAAGGUCCUGAACACAGAGCGCACACUGAAGACUCAGGCGGUGAACAAGCUGGCCGAGAUCAUGAACCGCAAGGACAUGAAGCUGGACCACAAGAAGAAGGGCAGCACGGCCGACCUGCGGAAGAAGGAGAAGGAGAACCGCAAGCUUCAGCUGGAUCUGAACCAGGAGAAGGAUAAGUUCAACCACAUGGCCAUCAAGUACCAGAAGGAGUUGGGCGAGAUGCAGGCGCAACUGACAGAGGAGUCCACGUAUCGCAACGAGCUUCAAAUGCAGCUGGACAGCAAGGAGAGCGACAUCGAGCAGCUCCGGGAGAAACUGAACGACCUGCAGCUGCGCAUGGACAACUCGAGCGUCACCAGCCUGCAGGCGGAUGAGACGGACAGCAACCUCGCAGAAUCCAGAUUGGAGGGUUGGCUGUCCAUUCCGAACCGUGCUAAUAUCAAGCGUUACGGCUGGAAGAAGCAGUAUGUGGUGGUGAGCAGCAAGAAGAUUCUGUUCUACAAUGAUGAGCAGGAUAAGGAACAGUCCAAUCCCUCAAUGGUACUAGAUAUCGACAAACUGUUCCACGUGAGACCAGUCACACAAGGAGACGUGUACCGAGCCGAGACAGAAGAAAUUCCAAGAAUAUUCCAGAUUCUGUAUGCCAAUGAGGGAGAGUGCAGGAAGGAGGCGGACAUGGAAACAGUCCCACAGGGCGACAAGACCAACUGUCUCCCACACAAAGGCCACGAGUUCAUCCCCACGCUGUAUCACUUCCCUUCCAACUGUGAGGCGUGCUCCAAGCCUCUGUGGCACGUCUUCAAGCCGCCUCCGGCCCUGGAGUGUCGCCGCUGCCACGUCAAGUGCCACAAAGACCACCUCGACAAAAAGGAGGACCUUAUUGCUCCUUGCAAAGUACACUACGAUGUGACCUCUGCCCGGGACAUGCUCCUGCUGGCCCUGACCCAGGAUGAGCAGAAGAAAUGGAUUGGCCACCUUGGAAAGAAGAUUCCCAAGACCCCACCAUCCACAUUUUCAAGAGCCUCACCUCGUACCAUGUCCACUCGCUCCGGACCAAACCAGUCCUUCCGGAAGAACCCUAAAAGCAAUACAGGAAAGCUGAGCAGAGCGCAGUCCAGCCUCCAAGCAGCAGACACAACAUCCAGCACUUGUUGACAGGAACUUCUUCACAAAGUGUUGAUUUUUAGAUUUUUCUCUACAGCUUUAAAACCCGUCUAUUUAUUAAUUGUGUAACUGGGUGUUUCUAACACGAGACACUUCCUGGUUGGUUGGUUGCUUGCUUGGUUGACUCCUGGGCUCUUUCCAGUAGACACUUGGGUUUUUUCUAAUUGGCACUAAUGUUUUGUCGGGUUCAGUAACUAACUCGUAGACUUACUAUGCAACUCUUCCUGAGAAUGAUCCACGUUAAGGAUUUUGACAUUACCUGUUGAACAUGAGGCAGUGGUGAUAACGGUGUUGCAGUGUAUGUUGACUUAGAUUGGGAUACUAACCAAGGCAAAUAUAAUGUCGCUCUUUUACUGGACACCUGUCUCUGUUUUUUUUUUUG
Notothenia coriiceps (black rockcod) is the source of this 3933-nucleotide messenger RNA. RefSeq names its product Rho-associated, coiled-coil containing protein kinase 1 (gene rock1). The record is from RefSeq and is a predicted model, not a curated record. Gene Ontology annotation, biological process: embryonic morphogenesis; peptidyl-threonine phosphorylation; cortical actin cytoskeleton organization. The transcript has 22 exons. Gene Ontology annotation, molecular function: small GTPase binding; ATP binding; Rho-dependent protein serine/threonine kinase activity. Bases 747 to 3542 code for a protein of 931 amino acids. Gene Ontology annotation, cellular component: cytoskeleton; cytoplasmic stress granule; cytoplasm. Lineage: Eukaryota; Metazoa; Chordata; Actinopteri; Perciformes; Nototheniidae.